Molecule: messenger RNA, 5319 nt
Organism: Cladocopium goreaui
Lineage: Eukaryota; Dinophyceae; Suessiales; Symbiodiniaceae
Source: the annotation of a GenBank genome assembly
AUGGUCGGAUGUAUGGAUGGCUCCGUUCUGAAGCUGAGCCUUCCCAAUGGGGAGGAACUGAUGUGCAAGACGCUUCACAGUCCCUACAACGGUGGAACAGCACAGGUCGUCUGCAGCCGAGACAGUACUGUGGCCAUGAGCACUGGUGGCGCAGAUGGGAUCUUGGUGUGGAGCGAACCUGGAUCUGAAAUCACCGUGGCUCCUGACGAUACUCAUCUCAAGGGUCCAGAUGAUGAAGCAUUCGGUGAUGAGAGUGCGGCGCAGUUUGCCUUUGAGUUGGAUGACACUGACGUCAACGCAUUUCCCGCUUGGGUUCCACCUGCGGCAGGUGCUGAUGCCGCGAAGGGCGAUGACGAGGAAGAAGCUGCGGCCAAGCGAAAGCUGAUGACUCAUGAGAUCGAAGCCUUGCGAAAGAAGCUGCGCAUCCUCGUCGAUCACAACAGAAACGCGCCGGAUUUGGAAAAGUUGGAUCGCUCGGAGUUCUGCGUGGACUUCGAGGAACGCGACGCCAUUGGAGCCAAGUCCAAGGAGCGCUGCGACGCCCUGCGGGCGGAGAUCGAGCACCAGAACGUAGCCAGGCAGUUGAUUCGAGAUCGGCUCAUCAAAGAGUUUUGGGAUCCCAUGCGCGGCAAGGGCUGUCAGAUCACCUCCCUGACCUCGACCCUGGCCGUGUCCAACUACCCCGAGCGGACCGUCAGUGAGGAGGAAAGCACCAUCACACGCAAGCUGCGAAUGCUGCGCAAGAGCGAACAGCUCGAAUUCCAAAUGCCCAGGCUGAAGGACUCCAGUUGUCCCACGGAACUGAAGAAAGACAUGGUGCUGGACGUGGAUCACUUCGCCUCAGGCAAAGAACAGUACGUGGUGAAUUGGUGGCCGGGCGCGCAUAGCAAGGACAGUCCACCAAGUGAAAUCAAGAUCCGAGCAGUCAGCAAGUCAAGCUCUCGCUGCGGCAUAGCAGCCCGUGUUGGUGUUAUCGAGAUUGUUUGCAAGUUCAGUGCCACAAGAGACCUGGCCACCUAUGCGCGUCCUGGUCAAGAAGAUGAAGAUGCAUACAUAGCUGCAGAGGCAGCCACCAUGUGGGAUAACAUCCCUGCCAUUCGCAACCAUGCGAACGAGAUCCUGAGAUUGCUUGGCGCUGCAACUGGAGAAGAGCCGCCAGCUGACCAGAUCCUGAGACUGGAAGAUCUGAACAAUGUCCUGGGUGUGUUCUGGGCGGUUCACGAAUGUGCCAGGGACGCAGCACACCCAGCUGCGCGUCAGAACUGGAGAGCCGCCUCUGGACAAAUCGUUUCUGCCAGUCGGAGAGCUGAGGAGCUGCUGCAGCCAUCCCUAUUCGUGGAAGUUUUCCCUGAGGAGCUGCGUCCAGAUGCUGCCGCGUCAGUUGCCUUCACGCAUCCCACAGCUCGAUCUCACCCACAGGCCCCUGUUGAGGGGAGUGUCACAGCAGUGACAUGGAGCGUGACAGAAGAAACGCGAACAAAAGGGAACGCUGAGGCUUUCAACCUUCCUGAAGUUGUUGCAGGAGGGGAGACAGAAGCAGAACUACAGGCCUUGGAGCACACUCUCCUGGAAUUGCGAAGUACAAAAGAGAGUGAAGACCGCCCCAACAUUGCUGCGACACUGCUUGCACUGGGCCAAGUGAGCCAGAGGGCUGGAGAUCUCAAGCAAGCAAAGCAGCACUUGGAUGAGUCCCUGCGAAUGGAGCGCUCCUUGCAUGGGGACAAGGAUCACCCUGACAUUGCUGCGACACUGCAUACACUAGGGCAAGUAAGCAUGCAGGCUGGAGAUCUCAAGCAAGCAAAGCAGCACUUGGAUGAGUCCCUGCGAAUGGAGCGUUCCUUGCAUGGGGACAAGGAUCACCCUAACAUUGCUGGGGCACUGUUUGCACUGGGCCAAGUGAGUCUGCAGGCUGGAGAUCUCAAACAAGCAAUGCAGCACUUGGAUGAGUCCCUGCGAAUGAAGCGUUCCUUGCACGGUGACAGGGAUCACCCUGACAUUGCUGCGAUACUGCUUGCACUGGGCCAAGUGAGCCGGCACGCUGGGGAUCUCAAGCAAGCAAAGCAGCACUUGGAUGAGUCCUUGCGAAUGGAGCGCUCCUUGCAUGGUGACAGGGAUCACCCUGUCAUUGCUGCGACACUGCGUGCACUGGGCCAAGUGAGCCUGCAGGCUGGAGAUCUCAAGCAAGCAAAGCAGCACUUGGAUGAGUCCCUGCGAAUGGAGCGCUCCUUGCAUGGGGACAAGGAUCACCCUGUCAUUGCUGCGACAUUGCAUGGACUAGGGCAAGUGAGGCAGCGGGCUGGAGAUCUCAAGCAAGCAAAGCAGCACUUGGAUGAGUCCCUGCGAAUGGAGCGUUCCUUGCAUGGGGACGGGGAUCACCCUGACAUUGCUGCGAUACUGGAUGCACUGGGCCAAGUGAGCCGGCAGGCUGGAGAUCUCAAUCAAGCAAAGCAGCACUUGGAUGAGUCCCUGCGAAUGAAGCGCUCCUUGUAUGGGGACAUGGAUCACCCUAGCAUUGCUGAGACACUGCUUGCACUGGGCCAAGUGAGCCUGCAGGCUGGAGAUCUCAAGCAAGCGAUGCAGCACUGCAAUAAAACUUUGCGAAUGCAGCGCUGCUUUCAUGGGGACAGGGAUCACCCUGACAUUGCUGCGAUACUGCAUGCACUGGGGCACGUGAGCCUGCAGGCUGGAGAUCUCAAGCAAGCAAUGCAGCACUUGGAUGAGUCCCUGCGAAUGAAGCGUUCCUUGCACGGGGACAGGGAUCACCCUGACAUUGCUGCGGUACUGGAUGCACUGGGCCAAGUGAGCCGGCAGGCUGGAGAUCUCAAUCAAGCAAAGCAGCACUUGGAUGAGUCCCUGCGCAUGAAGCGUUCCUUGCAUGGGGACAGGGAUCACCUUGACAUUGCUGCGAUACUGGAUGCACUGGGCCAAGUGAGUCUGGAGGCUGGAGAUCUCAAUCAAGCCAAGCUGCACUUUGAUGGGUCCUUGCGAAUGGAGCGCUCCUUGCAUGGUGACAGGGAUCACCCUAGCGUUGCUGCGACACUGCAUGCACUGGGCCAAGUGAGUCUGCAGGCUGGAGAUCUCAAACAAGCAAUGCAGCACUUGGAUGAGUCCCUGCGAAUGAAGCGUUCCUUGCACGGUGACAGGGAUCACCCUGACAUUGCUGUGCUAUUGAAUGCACUGGGCCAAGUGAGCCUGCAGGCUGGAGAUCUAAAGCAAGCAAAGCAGCAUUUGGAUGAGUCCCUGCGAAUGGAGCGCUCCUUGCAUGAGGCUGGAGAUCUCAAACAAGCAAUGCAGCACUUGGAUGAGUCCCUGCGAAUGAAGCGUUCCUUGCACGGUGACAGGGAUCACCCUGACAUUGCUGCUGCGACACUGCAUGGACUAGGGCAAGUGAGGCAGCGGGCUGGAGAUCUCAAGCAAGCAAAGCAGCACUUGGAUGAGUCCCUGCGAAUGAAGCGUUCCUUGCAUGGGGACAGGGAUCACCCUGACAUUGCUGCGAUACUGGAUGCACUGGGCCAAGUGAGCCUGGAGGCUGGAGAUCUCAAGCAAGCAAAGCAGCACUUGGAUGAGUCCUUGCGAAUGAAGCGUUCCUUGCAUGGUGACAGGGAUCACCCUAGCAUUGCUGCGACACUGCGUGCACUGGGCCAAGUGAGCCUGCAGGCUGGAGACCUCAAGCAAGCCAAGCUGCACUUUGAUGGGUCCUUGCGAAUGGAGCGCUCCUUGCAUGGUGACAGGGAUCACCCUAGCGUUGCUGCGAUACUGCUUGCACUGGGCCAAGUGAGUCUGCAGGCUGGAGAUCUCAAACAAGCAAUGCAGCACUUGGAUGAGUCCCUGCGAAUGAAGCGUUCCUUGCAUGGGGACAGGGAUCACCCUGACAUUGCUGUGCUAUUGAAUGCACUAGGGCACGUGAGCCGGCAGGCUGGAGAUCUCAAGCAAGCAAAGCAGCACUUGGAUGAGUCCCUGCGAAUGGAGCGCUCCUUGCAUGAGGACAAGGAUCACCCUGACAUUGCUGCGACACUGCAUGCACUAGGGCAAGUAAGCAUGCAGGCUGGAGAUCUCAAGCAAGCAAAGCAGCACUUGGAUGAGUCCCUGCGAAUGAAGCGUUCCUUGCAUGAGGACAGGGAUCACCCUGACAUUGCUGCGAUACUGGAUGCACUGGGCCAAGUGAGCCUGCAGGCUGGAGAUCUCAAUCAAGCAAAGCAGCACUUGGAUGAGUCCCUGCGAAUGAAGCGCUCCUUGUAUGGGGACAUGGAUCACCCUAGCAUUGCUGAAACACUGCUUGCACUGGGCCAAGUGAGUCUGCAGGCUGGAGAUCUCAAGCAAGCAAAGCAGCACUUGGAUGAGUCCCUGCGAAUGAAGCGUUCCUUGCAUGGGGACAGGGAUCACCCUGACAUUGCUGCGAUACUGGAUGCACUGGGCCAAGUGAGUCUGCAGGCUGGAGAUCUCAAGCAAGCAAAGCAGCACUUGGAUGAGUCCCUGCGAAUGGAGCGCUCCUUGCAUGAGGACAAGGAUCACCCUGACAUUGCUGCGAUACUGGAUGCACUGGGCCAAGUGAGUGUGCAGGCUGGAGAUCUCAAUCAAGCAAAGCAGCACUUGGAUGAGUCCCUGCGAAUGAAGCGCUCCUUGUAUGGGGACAUGGAUCACCCUAGCAUUGCUGAGACACUGCUUGCACUGGGCCAAGUGAGUCUGGAUCACUCUGACAUUGCUGUGCUAUUGCAUGCACUAGGGCACGUGAGCCGGCAGGCUGGAGAUCUCAAGCAAGCAAAGCAGCACUUGGAUGAGUCCCUGCGAAUGACGCGUUCCUUGCAUGGGGACAGGGAUCACCCUGACAUUGCUGCGAUACUGGAUGCACUGGGCCAAGUGAGUCUGCAGGCUGGAGAUCUCAAGCAAGCAAAGCAGCACUUGGAUGAGUCCCUGCGAAUGAAGCGUUCCUUGCAUGGGGACAGGGAUCACCCUGACAUUGCUGCGAUACUGGAUGCACUGGGCCAAGUGAGUCUGCAGGCCUCGGCGGCCCGUGCCAAGCAGCUGGCCGACGCCGAAGCGGAGGCGAAGCGCAUCGCAGCGCAGCUUGGCGUGUUUGUUUCGUUGUUGGAGCUGGUGAGUGGGAUGCUGCUAGGUGUCAAGAUGAUGGAAGAUGGAGGAGGAACAAGUGCGGAUUCGAUUGUGGCGGAAGAGCAGAAGUACCUCUACGAACCCUUUGAGCUGGUCACCAACAGCCGCCGACGUUUGCAGAUCCAUUUGCUUCAAUCCUUGUCCGCGGACUACCGAAUGCACUUCAACGAGCUCUUCAAGGCAUGCCAGGGUGAUAAGAGGAACAUCAUC